AUGCCAGUGCCGACGGUCCCAUCUGUUCCCCACUACACACCUGCGCCUCCGACUCAGGAGCCUCUUGAGUAUGCGAACCUCGCAAUUCUUGAUUUCGCCAAGCUAGAUACUCCCGAGGGAAAGAAAGAACUGAUCGAACAAGCCCGCGAUGCUUUGAAUACGGUGGGAUUCUUCUAUGUUGUCAAUCAUGGAUUAUCCCAAGCCGAGAAUGAACGCAUUGUCGACAUCGCAGAUGUCCCCUUCUCUCAAGUAGAAGACGAAGAAAAGCGCCUCUAUACAGAAAACAUCAAGCAAGCUGGCUCAUAUGAAGGUUACAAAUUAAGACAAUACUGGCACAUUGAUGCUGGUGUGCGCGAUCAAAUUGAGCACUACAAUAUUCUUCGCGACGUGACGAAAAAGCAGCAUCCGAAGGCCCUGAGACCUCUUCUUCCUGAGAUCGAGGCGUUUUCAAAGUUCAAUCAUUACGAGGUUCUCCAUCCCAUCCUUCGCUUGUUGGCUCUCGGCAUGGAAUUGCCUGAGGACACUUUCGUGAAAAGCCACAACUGGUCUGCAGUGGGAGAGACCUGGCUGCGAAUGAUGAAAUACUACCCUCGUUCUGAGGACGACGAAACAAAGACCAAGAACGUGUGGCUCAAGGGGCACACCGACCUCGGAAGUAUCACAAUCCUCUGGAGCCAACCAGUUGCCGCUUUGCAAAUCCUCUCUCCCGAUGGUAAAUGGCGAUGGGUCAAGCAUAUCGACAACGCACUCGUCGUCAACGCUGGCGACAGCAUGGAAUUCCUAUCUGGUGGCUUCUACAAGGCGACCAUCCACCGUGUGGUUCAACCUCCCGCAGACCAGCGCGGCUACACUCGCCUCGGAUUAUUCUAUUUCGCGAUGCCAGAUGACGACCUUAAGCUCAAUCCGCACGUUGAGAGCCCCGUUUUCCAGGAGCGGGCCGUUAAGCGACGCUUCGAUGAAGAAAAUACCCCCACGAUGGAGAUGUGGCGCAGAGGUAGGAUCAGCGCAUAUGGGCAGUCACAGCUUCAAAAGAAGGCGAAUGGCGACGAACAGCAGGUUAUCCAUGGGAUUGUGGUGACACACUUCAAUUAG
This is a messenger RNA of Fibroporia radiculosa, 1092 nucleotides long. RefSeq lists its product as uncharacterized. Gene Ontology annotation, molecular function: dioxygenase activity. The coding region runs from base 1 to 1092 and encodes 363 amino acids. The transcript has 10 exons. Lineage: Eukaryota; Fungi; Basidiomycota; Agaricomycetes; Polyporales; Fibroporiaceae. The record is from RefSeq and is a predicted model, not a curated record.